This is a messenger RNA of Cyanidioschyzon merolae strain 10D, 708 nucleotides long. Its product is annotated as probable signal peptidase I. The record is from RefSeq and is a predicted model, not a curated record. The transcript has a single exon. Gene Ontology annotation, cellular component: membrane; signal peptidase complex. Gene Ontology annotation, molecular function: serine-type endopeptidase activity. The coding region runs from base 1 to 708 and encodes 235 amino acids. Lineage: Eukaryota; Rhodophyta; Bangiophyceae; Cyanidiales; Cyanidiaceae.
AUGGAGGGCCCGGAGGCAAACCCUUCGUGUUCAGAGGUCUUGACACCCUCAAGCGCACUGCCUAGAGCUGAAGCGACACGCACGGCGCUCGGGUGGUUCUGGUUCCGGGUGCGGACGUGUUUUGGACAAGGUGACGCUGCGACUCAAAAAUUAGAGCAACGAUCUUUCGUUCAGCGACUGUUACCUCUGUGCACACUAGUGCUCACUUUGUGCUUAGCGUUCACGCUUUGGAGGGCUUUGGUCCUGUGGACCUACUCCGAGUCCCCAGUCGUUGUGGUGCUCAGUGGCAGCAUGGAGCCAGGUAUUCACCGCGGGGAUAUCCUAUUUCUUUACAACCGCACCGCAGCUGAAAGGCCUUUACGUGUCGGUGAUAUGGUUGUUUACAGUUUGCGUGACCGCAGUCUGCCGAUAAUCCAUCGCAUUAUUGAAGUUCAUAGACGAGCUUCCGAGAGCAUAGGCGAUGGCACAAGGGCAUCAAACUCUAGUAUCCUGGAAUAUUUCCUUACAAAAGGGGAUAACAACUUCGGUGACGAUCGAGGUCUCUACCCUGCUGACAAGAAAUGGCUGCUACGCAGUGACGUCAUUGGACGGGUUAUCUUUACUAUCCCGAAAGUUGGCAUGCUGACGAUCCUGAUGAAUACACACAAAUGGUUAAAAUACGCCCUGAUAGGACUGCUGUCACUCACCCUGCUCUUCAUAUCAGAGUGA